AUGGAAGCCAAUAGGGCUGCGAGUGAAGUAUUAUACUACAAUCAAUCUUCGGUCAAAUUGGGUGAACUAGAAAGAUAUAUUAUUACAUAUGACCUGUACCAAGGUGAUGAUAUCCCCGCUGACAUCAGACUGGAUUCCCUCUGGUUAAAAAUCAAAAAUACGACGAAGCUAUCCUACAAAGCAGCCUAUCUGUUGGGACCGUUUAUUCUGUAUUGUGACAUGCGAACCAAAGGCUAUGACAAUUCGCAAAAGAUUAUAUCUUCGGUAGACAAACCUGUAUUCCAGUCGAAUCUGCAGGCACAACAGAAAUUUGUCGCAGAGUUGUCUUUACACCAAAUCAAGUCACGUUAUGUCUGGGUAGUGGAUGUCGUGAGUCAAAUACUCUUUAACAAAGAAACCAAGGUAAAUUUUGAGAUACUAAUUGGUAAUUCAAAGGCGAUUUUGAAGAAAAAAAUACCAUGUGGUGACACAUUGCCUGAUGAGGUCGGUAAUACUUCACUCAUGGGACUACGGGUGCAAAGACAGACUACUGUCGAUGUAUGGAAAAUACCGAGGCUUAUUGGCGACACUCGUAAGUCACAUUUGGUUAUUCUCACGCAUGGUUUCCAAUCAAACGUUUCAGCAGACAUGGCAUAUAUGAUGGAAGAAAUAUACAAGUCACAAAUGAACUCUCCAAACGAACGUCUAGUCAUCAAAGGGUAUAUGAAGAACAUCUGUGAAACCGAGAAGGGGAUUAAGUUUCUGGGUACCGGGUUGGCAAACUACAUUGUCAACGAGCUUUACGAUGAUUCUGUCAGAAGGAUCUCAUUCAUUGGUCAUUCUCUAGGUGGAUUAACACAGACUUUUGCGAUCUGUUACAUAAAGAUCAAGUAUCCAGAUUUUUUCAAGAAAGUGGAGCCAAUCAAUUUUAUCACACUAGCUUCGCCAUUGCUAGGCAUUGCUACCAACACUCCUAACUAUGUGAAAAAGUCAUUAUCGAUGGGUAUCAUUGGCACCACAGGACAAGAAUUGGGGCUCAAGGACACAAAUUUCUGUGAUAAACCGCUCCUUUACUUGCUAUCUGAGGAGCCUCUAAUAAAGGCACUCGCGCAGUUCAGAAGGAGAACGCUCUACAUUAAUUCCAUCAAUGAUGGGAUAGUUCCUUUGUAUUCAUCCUCUUUGCUUUUUUUAGAUUAUUCUCAAUUGCUUGAGAAAUUGGGAGGCAAACCUACAGCAUCAUGUGACCCCUUCUCCCAAGCCAAAGUAAAUCCUAACGAAGCUGUUACAGAUGAUGAUGACGAUGAUGACGACAAACUCAACACAUCAUCCUGGAACACAUUUUGGAAGACAAAGGGAAACCAGGGCGACAGUAAAUCUAAACGCUUGAUGAACGCUUCCGUUAUCAAGUCCAUGAAGUCUGUGAUGCUGCCACCGUGCCCUGACGCAGAGUUCCUUUCAAACCCUGAUGCAAGAACCCCAAUUGUCAUACAUGACAAAAUCUACACAGAAAAAAACUUACCACCACCAUCAUCAACGCUCCAUGAAGGAACAGCAGCCCUAGGAGAUGGAAGGAGAAACACGAGGAAGGAGCUGGAAGAGAUCAUAGCCAGACGCUGGCACAAGGGAAUGCAUUGGAGGAAAGUGGUAGUGUCGCUAAAACCGGAUGCCCACAACAACAUCAUCGUAAGACGAAGGUUUGCCAACGCCUACGGUUGGUCCGUGAUUGACCAUCUCAUAAGCGCUCACUUCCAAGGAGACGAUCCAGACUCCUUACCAGUGCAAGAUACAGAGCCUACUGAAGAAGAAAGAGACACGCCAGGCGGAGGUGUGGAACCGAACAAGCUAUUCUCAUGGCUGACCAGGAUCGAGGAUCCUAGCGCAUACCGUGAGGGAGUGGUCUCCACCGCCAGCCAUCUGGCCAGCACCUGGAUAAGAAAGCAUUCCUCAGUGACAGAUUGA
Messenger RNA from Saccharomyces kudriavzevii IFO 1802, 1938 nucleotides. Its product is annotated as putative lipase. Gene Ontology annotation, molecular function: monoacylglycerol lipase activity. The transcript has a single exon. Bases 1 to 1938 code for a protein of 645 amino acids. The record is from RefSeq and is a predicted model, not a curated record. NCBI's taxonomy places the organism in Eukaryota, Fungi, Ascomycota, Saccharomycetes, Saccharomycetales, Saccharomycetaceae.